Medicago truncatula (barrel medic) is the source of this 1469-nucleotide messenger RNA. RefSeq lists its product as uncharacterized. The transcript has 5 exons. The coding region runs from base 135 to 1205 and encodes 356 amino acids. The record is from RefSeq and is a predicted model, not a curated record. NCBI's taxonomy places the organism in Eukaryota, Viridiplantae, Streptophyta, Magnoliopsida, Fabales, Fabaceae.
ACGAAUCCUAAGCACCACACACUUGUGCGUUAAAUCUGGGUUUAGUUAUUUGGGUUGAUGAGAAAAAAGAAAUUAGUUGAAUGGAGAGAGAGUUGUUUGUUUUUGUAAUAGGGGGUUGCGGUGGUUGAUUGAUAAUGGCAUAUAGGAGAAAGCAGGUUGUAUCAAGGAGUUCGACCUUCAAGGAAGAUAUUAAUAUUAAUGGGCGACAUGAAUUGUUAGAUGAUAAUGAACCAAAUAGCGCUCCUCCAAUUAUCAAUACUAAUUCCCUUGCUGCUCAGGCCAUCAAAGCCUCUGCUUCUCGUCGUCAUCCCUCUCAUUCCUUUGCUUUACUCAAUUCUUCUUCUAAUAAUUCAUCUCUUCAACAUGAUAAUCAUCACAGAUCCAAGAGCUUUGAUUCUUACGGGGAUGCUUCCAAGUCGGGUUUCUGGGGAGUCCUCGCACAGAAAGCUAAAGAAAUUUUGGAGGACGAUCAUGAUCAUGACACCCAAAAACUCAGAUCAUACUCUUUUAAUAUCCCCCCGGGUGCUCGAACUCAGGAUGGUCGUGCAAUUGGUGAGAGUAAGCUAAAAGGAUGUGAAGACUCAAAUCAAUUAAUUUGGAAUCCAUGGCAACAACAAUCCAUGAAUUCUCAUUCGUCUAUCCACGAAACCCAACUAAAGGCAUCUCGCGACGUAAGGUGCCAACUAACUUUUUUUUGGUUUGGCAGUCAGGUCAUGCAUGUGGCAAUGGCAACUGCUGCAAAAGCAAAGUUACUUCUCCGAGAGCUUAAGACGGUGAAAGCAGAUUUAGCUUUCGCUAAAGCACGGUGUGCUCAACUAGAAGAAGAAAAUAAAUUACUUCGUGACAAGGAAGGGCGUGAGAAGGGACAAAACCGUGCAGAUGAUGAUCUGAUCCGGCUUCAGUUGGAGACACUUCUUGCAGAGAAAGCUCGAUUGGCAAGUGAGAAUGAAGUAUAUUCUCGUGAAAAUCGUUUUCUACGGGAAAUUGUGGAAUACCAUCAGCUAACAAUGCAGGAUGUGAUGCAUUUUGACGAAAGCAUGGAAGAAGACACUGAUCUUGAUCUUUAUGGACCCAUUGAUACAACUCAAAAUGGGAAUAUCAUUCCUCUAAUGUUGUCCCCACGCUCCCAAUUAUCAACUCAACAGAUGCAAUCAAAAUCAAUAUUUUCUGUAUCCCAACGACAACAACAUGAUCAGAAUGCAUAAUCACAAGGUGGAGCUUUUCCUACGGAUCAACAUGCAAAAUGAUCCAUCCUUUUCAUUUUUUUUUUUUUUUUUGUGGUGGCACCUUGCAUAUAUUAUGCAUUGUCCAUACCAAUUGAGUUAAGCUCACAAGGACAUCCAUCCUUUUCAUUAAUAUAGCAUAGCCUAAUUAGAAGGGUUUUUUAAUUUCAGUAAUCCUCAUCCUCAAAUUAUCACAUACAUAAUCAAUGCAUGCAUUCAUUGUGAAAUAUACAUUAAUUCAUAGUG